AUGAGCGAUUACGAAUUUGAUGAUUUUGAGGACGACUUCGAAGAGGAUUUUGAAGAUGAUGAUGAAAUUUCUCCUCCUCAGACGGUUAUUCCCUCAAAGCAGCCACAGGUAAACACCAGUACAACCGUGAAUAGAAACACACCUGCUCCGGCGGUGCUCAACAGUAAAGAGGUUGAAUUUCCGGUCGUCAAAAACCAAGAGGAGGAUGCUUUUAAAACAAUCAAAAUUAAACCAACUCUUUCUAAAGAGGAGAAGGAGAGGCUAGAAAAGAUUCAAAAGAAGCACGACAGAGCGAGCAAAUUAUUGGAACUCAUUUCGCUCGACAACAUUUCUUUCGAAAUCAUUGACCUGCCUCCUCUUUCGGAUUAUGAAAUGUAUCAAAGAUCAUUUGGAAAAGAUGCAACUCUUAACGUGUCAACUCAAUGCCCUCCGAUUGAUGAAAGAAAGGAAAUGGGAAUGAACACAAUUCCGCAAACUCAACUUUCAAGAGGAGUACAAGCUCCUGAAGAUCUUGGAAUAUCCAACAAAAGUACGCCAAAAAAUAGUAUGGACAAAUUCAAAUUUAAUUCCUUAACACUUUCAAGAUUUUUGAAAGCUGUCUAUCCAGUGUGUGACAGGAUUUUGGAGUCCAACACAGAUUCAAAAUCAGCUAGUGAAGAUUCUAAAAAGAGAGAGUCAAUGUUUAAAUUCAGCUCUAAUUUUUCUGUUUUUUCAAUUCCCUUAACAAAGGAUCGAGAAGUUAGAGAAAUAACAUUCAGUAAGGAUAAUCAAAUGAUAGUGUGCUAUGGUCCAUCAAAAACAGAUUCUAGCAUUUUGGAGGAAGGAUUGAUAUGUAUUUGGGAUCCUCUCAACGAAAGAUCUCCAACCAUGUGUCUACGAUGUGGGUCAGAGCUCUCGUCUGUUUGCUGUCUUCUCGAUCGUCCUCAUAUUGUUAUUGGAGGGUGUAAGGAUGGUUCAAUUGUCGUGUGGGAUUGCAACCAAAAACCAAAAACCAUUCAAAUUGGAGAUGGCUUUAUUUCUACUAUAUUUCCCUCCUUUUCUACUGCUAAUAUGUUUGGAGAAACUCAUCUUUGCUCAGUGACCAAUGUGAAAUCUAUCAGCGCCUCUCUCUCUAUUUAUUCCAAAGAGGUUCGAUCCAUGGGAGAUUACUUUAUUUCGUUAGACGAAGCAGGAAAUGUAAUCUUUUGGUUGGUAAUGUUCCUCUCGCAACAUAGUUUGGCAGACUCAGAAUUUGGACUAAGCAUUGGAGGAAAAGUAAAACUCGUGAAUAGCGGAAGAAUGAACAUUUUUGGUGAACCAGCACUGGAUCUUAAUUUAAAGAGAGCUGAAGUUGAAACAAGCCUUGCGGCAACCAUUCUUAAAGGAAUUAAUCCAGUAGAGCAAGUGGAACACAACUCUUUCAUUCCAUCCAUUUCUGCUGCUUCUUGCUUAGAAAUUGAUCCUGAUGACCCAUCGCAAUUUGUUGUUGGUACAGAUUUUGGGCAAAUUUUACGUAGAGGAAGAUUUAUUGAGAAUGUAAAACCCUAUAACAGCGUUAAAAGGAAAGAUGGAUAUUCUUCCAAUAUUCAUCAUUUAACGUCUCGUGUGACAUGCAUUGAUUUCUCAAUAUUUAUGCCUCAAUAUUUUCUUGCAGGAUUCGAUAAUGGGCUAUUUGCUAUCUACAUGAAGGGAUAUGAGGAUCCAAUUAUUAACUUUAGAAAUCAUUGUAAUUGUUGUAUUGUAGAUGUAAAAUGGAGUUCUGUGGAUCCUUCACAGUUUUAUGUGCUAACAAGCGAAGACGACCUGUUAGUACUAAAUCUUUCUCAACAAGAUGUUGUGGUUGCUCACGAGAAAGUUGUUCUCAAAGGACAAGAAAAAGAUAGGGUCAACCGAGUGAGUUGCAAGUUAGGAAUACUGAGCCUCUCACAAAAAGAUAAGACUCAACGUAUUGCUGUUAACAAUCAACAUGAGCUUUUGAAGUCUUUCAACAAGAAUGACAGAGUUGCAAUUGGAUAUAUGGACGGAAGAGUAGAUUUACAUUGGAUAGAGAAUCCUUCAAAAAUUGUUGAGCUCAAAGAAUCAAUAUCUUCAAUUUCGAAAGAAAUACAAAGUUUUAUUACCUAA
Naegleria lovaniensis is the source of this 2103-nucleotide messenger RNA. RefSeq lists its product as uncharacterized. Gene Ontology annotation, molecular function: dynein light chain binding; dynein heavy chain binding. The record is from RefSeq and is a predicted model, not a curated record. Bases 1 to 2103 code for a protein of 700 amino acids. Gene Ontology annotation, biological process: intraciliary transport. The transcript is spliced from 6 exons. Gene Ontology annotation, cellular component: cytoplasmic dynein complex. Lineage: Eukaryota; Heterolobosea; Eutetramitea; Acrasida; Naegleriidae.